This is a messenger RNA of Stylonychia lemnae, 489 nucleotides long. NCBI's taxonomy places the organism in Eukaryota, Ciliophora, Spirotrichea, Sporadotrichida, Oxytrichidae. The record is from the annotation of a GenBank genome assembly.
AUGAUUGUUUUGAUUGGAUUUUACUCUCUUUCAUUAACAUCUACGAACUAAUUAGUCGUUAAGAGGUUUAGUUCUACAAUAUCUAAGACUCGCUUGAUAUCAGAAUCGUUGGCACAUUUCAAAUUCGGCUUUGUUUUGUUAAGAAUAGCUUAAUUGCAACCGCCAAUAAAUAAUUGGAUAUAUCUAGAUUCUUUUGUUGCAAAACUUCCUUAUAAUGUUGAGUUAAGAGUUACUGGACAUUUAUAAUUGUAUUAAAGUCCAAAGCUAUCAGUUUAUACAGUUUCUCCCAGAAAUCUACCAGGAGGGCAUUUAUCUAGAGGCAGAUCUUUGACAUCCAUUUUAUAAGAAGCCCCAUCAUUCGACCAAGCAAAGUAUACUUCCUGGAACUAUACAGAUACAUAUCUAUCAAUAUUUGCAGUAAUGUUUGGAUCAGAUUAUUACUCUUGUAAGUAAGGGAGAUUGGGUGGCCGAAUUGAUCCUAUUAUCUGA